This is a messenger RNA of Cylicocyclus nassatus, 789 nucleotides long. The record is from the annotation of a GenBank genome assembly. NCBI's taxonomy places the organism in Eukaryota, Metazoa, Nematoda, Chromadorea, Rhabditida, Strongylidae.
AUGGCUGGAGCCGGGAUAAAGGCAGAAUCACAUACAAUGAAAUCGGCAGAGGCUCCACAGCCAAAAGCAAAAGGAUCUGUUGGUUUGCAUGGAGCGUUCUUCGAACCAGGUUACGCAAGAUGUUUAUGUGGUAAAACAUCGAGCGAAAUGGAGAUGGAAGAAACACCAGCAGAGAAAUCAGGGUCAACAUUUGGGACAAAGACACACAAAGACAUUUGGGACCCAUUUAGUCUGGAGUACGAAGAAGCUGAAGAAAAUGAUUACUAUGUGGAAUCAACCACCGAUUUGAGCGUUAUGGAAGAACGCAAAUUUGAAAGGACAAAAUUAGACGAGCCAACAGGUUAUGACGAUCAUUGCAUCUGUGCGUUCGAUCGAGGUACCCAUGAUGCUUGGCCAUGCUUUUCAAAGGACGCAUGGGAAUCUACAGAAUGUGACACAUGCAAUGAGCACGCGUUUUGCGCGAAAGACAACAAAACCUCAAAAGGACAUAAGUCCCCUGGUCUCUGUGCUCCAUCAAGAUUUUGUGUUGCCUAUAAUGGGAAAACUCCACCAAUUGAAAUAUGGACAUAUUUAAAAGGUGGACCUCCUACAGAAGAUCCGAACUUUCUUGAAGCUAUGGGUUUUCAGGGAAUGACCGACGAAGUGGCGAUUGUCACAAAGGCAAAGGAGAACAUAAUGUUUGCCAUGGCAACCCUCUCUAUGGAGGAUCGAGAAAAACUAUCUACUACAAAGAGGGAACUCGUCCAAAAAUGUUCCUUCAAUGGAAAAGCUUGCGAUAUAGAGAAGUAA